CGCGGAGCGGUGCCGAAGGGGCAGUCCCGGAGAGGAUGGCUUCGCCCCGUCGGCGCUGGGGACCCGAGAGCAUUGGGAUGCUGUCUAUGAGAGAGAGCUGCAAACUUUUCAAGAAUAUGGAGAUACAGGAGAAAUCUGGGAGCCAUUAGGGAGGCAGCGCACACCCCUAGCAGCAAGAGUGGUGCUCCCAAGCUCCUUCCCUGGGGAACUACACUCAGCAUCCCAGCAUAAGGCUGCCAUAGCUUUGAACAAUGUCUGUUUGGAGAAGAGAGUAUGAAUCGGCUAAUAAGGUGGAUGCAAAAACGCAAGAUUCCAUUGGAUGCUUCAGUGCUUGAUAUUGGAACUGGAAAUGGUGUUUUCUUGGUUGAACUUGUUGGCAAAAUUUGGUUUCUCUAAUAUUACUGGGAUUGAUUACUCUUCUUCUGCAAUACAGCUUUCGGGAAGUAUUAUAGAGAAAGAGGGUUUAUCUAACAUUAAGUUGAAGGUAGAAGACUUUUUGAAUCUUUCCACAAAGCUGUCUGGAUUUCAUCUUUGUAUUGACAAAGGGACUUUUGAUGCCAUAAGCCUUAAUCCUGACAAUGCGAUUGAGAAGAGGAAGCAGUAUGUGAAGUCCCUCUCUGGGGCGUUGAACGUGAAAGGCUUUUUUCUAAUAACCUCAUGUAAUUGGACCAAGGAAGAGUUGCUAGAUGAAUUCAGUGAAGGAUUUGAACUUUUCGAAGAGCUGCCAACACCCACGUUCAGCUUUGGAGGCAGAUCUGGAAACAGUGUAACAGCAUUGGUUUUCCAGAAAACGUGAGACUUUUCACUGGACAAAUUCAGUUAGCUUUGUUAAGAAGCUCCACAUCAAAGUUAACCUGACACAGAAAAUGCAAGUGCAAAUAAAUGCUUAGUAAGUACACAGGAUGCACAUGUUGAGUAGAUAUAAUGGGUCGGUAAGAAUAUGAACGUGUGAGCGGUUGAGUUUUAGAGACCAACCAAGAAUCAUUUUAAAGUUUUCUUUUGUAUUUGAAAUGUAAAUAUUUUUCUCUUGGAUUAAAAAAAUUUUCCUGUAACUGCUGAACAGUCAGAAACUUUAAAGCAGUAAAUGAAUUUAUAGAAAGCA
Messenger RNA from Zalophus californianus (California sea lion), 1102 nucleotides. It is a transcript of the gene EEF1AKMT2, whose product is annotated as EEF1A lysine methyltransferase 2. Gene Ontology annotation, biological process: peptidyl-lysine monomethylation; peptidyl-lysine dimethylation. Gene Ontology annotation, molecular function: protein-lysine N-methyltransferase activity. The transcript has 7 exons. The coding region runs from base 320 to 796 and encodes 158 amino acids. NCBI's taxonomy places the organism in Eukaryota, Metazoa, Chordata, Mammalia, Carnivora, Otariidae. Gene Ontology annotation, cellular component: cytoplasm. The record is from RefSeq and is a predicted model, not a curated record.